This is a messenger RNA of Auxenochlorella protothecoides, 1329 nucleotides long. Its product is annotated as UPF0118 membrane protein YdbI. The transcript has 8 exons. The coding region runs from base 1 to 1329 and encodes 442 amino acids. NCBI's taxonomy places the organism in Eukaryota, Viridiplantae, Chlorophyta, Trebouxiophyceae, Chlorellales, Chlorellaceae. Gene Ontology annotation, biological process: transmembrane transport. The record is from RefSeq and is a predicted model, not a curated record.
AUGCACCUUGUACCUCACGACGCCCCGCGGCGCCCUCCUGGGGAGGGCCUCGAGGGGGGGCCGGCACGCAGCCUGUCAGACGUGGUGGAUGCCGGCAUCAACCUGCCCUGGCCCAAGCUGGCCUCCUGGGCGGCGGCCGCCUUUACGUUUUACCAGCUGCGCGAAUUCUUUGGGAUCAUGAUGGGCACCUUCAUCGUAUCCUUCAUCGGCAACGGCUUCGUGAACUCGGCCCAGAACACCCCCCUGCUGCGCCGGCUGACGCCCAGCGCGCGCCGGCACGUCCUGGUCUCUGCCUACUUCAUCGCCAUCAUCUCCAUGUUCUGCCUCUUUGGCGUCCUCAUCAUCCCGGAUGUUGUGCGCGAAGGUUUCGACUUUGUUCAGCGCCUCCAGACCGACAACAUCUGGGUGGUGGUCUUGCAGAAGAUGCGCGAUGGCCUAGGUGAUGGCGUGAUGGACGCCAUGGAGCGCUUCCUCCUCAUCGCCUCCAGCGAGGACGUGACACACGCCAUCAACUACACUGAGCUGGAUGCGGUCAUCGGGACAGCGCGGACGCAGUACCUGGGAGUGGCGCUGCAGAAGGUACUGCGGCAGUACACCAAUGCCGCAGCCACCUUCACCACGGAGAUUCUGUCCUUCACCUCCCGAUUUGCCAUCCAGCUGGGUGUGUCCCUCAUCCUGUCCUUUAUGAUGGUAUGGGACCUGCCGACCAUCGCCUUUGGCGUCUCCUCUCUGCGCACCUCCCGUCUGGCCCCCAUCUACAACACCGUGGCGCCCUCCCUGGAGGUCUUUGCCACCCUCUUCGGCAAGGCCCUGCAGUGCCAGGCCCAGAUCGCUGUGGUGAAUACCUGCCUCACCGCCCUGGGCAUGUGGGUGCUCCAGAUCCCGGGCCUGGGCCUGCUCUCCCUUUUCGUCUUCAUCUGCGGCUUCAUCCCCAUCGCGGGCGUCAUCAUCUCCACCUUCCCCAUCGCAUUUGUCGCGCUCACAGAGUACGGCUUCACCAAGCUGGCGCUGGUGCUGGUCAUGGUGACGGGCGUACACUUUGUCGAGGCGUACGGCCUCAAUCCAGCCAUCUACUCCGCGCACCUCAAGCUGCACCCGCUCCUGGUGCUGUCAGUGCUGGUCUUCGCCGAGCACUCCCUGGGCGUCUGGGGCCUGCUCCUGGCCGUGCCCCUCACGGUAUUCACCUUGGACUACUGCAUACGCUACCCCGCCUGCUCAGUGACAGGCGAGCGUGUGGGGCAGGGCUUUUUGGGGAAUGUCGCCGCGAGGGAGCUGGACAGGGUGACUUUUGACCCCGUGCGGUCCCUUGACUUUGACGCCUCGCUCUGA